Cladocopium goreaui is the source of this 614-nucleotide messenger RNA. The record is from the annotation of a GenBank genome assembly. NCBI's taxonomy places the organism in Eukaryota, Dinophyceae, Suessiales, Symbiodiniaceae.
GUCUGGAUGUAGAUGCUGAGAAGGAGAUCCCCAGCUGUGAGCUCAUCGCCACCAAAUGCAUCGGCAGUGGGGUGACCUCGGAGGUCUACCAAGGACAUUGGAACCGCAUCGGCAGGGUGGCUUGGUGCCGAGUUGGGAAACGCUGGGAAGAUGUUGAGCCUGAAGAGUUGGUGGGAGAAGGCUAUAUCCCCAGCAAUGCUCAUCCUCAGCAGGUGGUGGCCAUCAAAAUGAUCACUGACCGAAGUGCCUUCCGAAAAGAUGAGCAGUUGGCCUUUGCCAGAGAAAUGAAAGUUCUCACGCAGGUACAACAUGAGAACCUGGUGACAUUCUAUGGGGUUUGCAUUGAUUCCCCACCUUUGCGCAUUGUCACCGAGUUCUGUGAAGGCGGCGCCUGUUUCGAACUCCUCCAUAACUCGGAUGAUGUGGAUCUCAUUUGGCCACAGCAGAUUAAAAUGUGCAGCUCGGUGCGUGUGGAACCUCUGGCCAACAAAAUUGGUAUCCAGGUAUUCAAUUGGUAUUCAAGUGUUGCCCAACAUUGGAAGAACAUGCUCAUUAAUGUGUCUUGUUCUUUGAUUUUUGGAUUGUUGGUCCUGUCGUUCAUGAGAGUACCAUAG